Molecule: messenger RNA, 1821 nt
Organism: Aureobasidium melanogenum CBS 110374
Lineage: Eukaryota; Fungi; Ascomycota; Dothideomycetes; Dothideales; Saccotheciaceae
Product: GABA permease
Exons: 13
Coding region: 1-1821 (606 amino acids)
Biological process (GO): transmembrane transport
Cellular component (GO): membrane
Molecular function (GO): transmembrane transporter activity
Source: RefSeq, a predicted model, not a curated record
AUGCAUGAAGACUCUAUCCAGAAGGCAUCCAGCGUUGAGGUUGCAGAGCGAAGGAAAGGUAGUUUUCUCAGACCCAUCACCACACGGGGCGAUAGCUUCCCCGAUGAACGAGAUGGAAACAGAAAAUUGGACGACAUCGCCAGACCAGGACUCGGGUUAACCAGGCUGUCGUCUUCCCGUACACCAUUAUCUAGAGGCUCUUCCUAUCAACCAGACUGGGCCCAUGACGCAGAAGAUAUGUCUGCAUCAACAGUGCCCGUACAGGAGCUUGGAUCACCGGAGGAUUUCAAAGAUAUGUUGAGAAUGGGUAGGACCCAGGAAAUGAGGAGAGUGUUCAAACAGUUUUCUCUGAUAUCUUUCGGGUGCCUGUCGCAAUGCACAUGGGAAUUCAUCUUACUUAACAACAAUCAAACACUCGAAGCGGGCGGAUGUGCUUUACUUUUCUGGUCUUAUGUGUGGUCUUUUGUGGGCUCUAUGUUCAUUACGGCGUCGCUGGCAGAAAUGGCUUCGAUGACACCGAGCUCAGCGGGUCAACAUUUUUGGGUUUCAGAAUUCGCCAGUCAACGAUGGCAGCAGUCUCUGUCCUAUGUCACGGCGUGGUCGACACUCCUUGGUUGGCAAUGCGGAAAUGCCUCAGGACUCUUCCUGACAGGCUCGCUCAUCCAGUCCAUGAUAACGAUCUAUCGUCCUGCGAACGGUGAUUUGACGUGGCAGACAAUUGUAUUUAUGCUUCCAUGUCUCGGUCUGGUCGUCUUAGUCAAUAUAUAUGGAUCGCGCACGAUCGCCACGUUGCAGAAUGUUUGUAUGUCAUUACACAUUCUUGCUCUGAUUGCAAUCGUUGCCAUUUUGGGAGUACUAUCGCCGCAUAUUCCAUCAAAGAGGGCUUUCUUGCAGAUUGAGAACACAGAGUGGCCUUCUACAGCUCUUGCAGUACUUGCUGGUCAGACAAAUGCAAACUAUAGCUUGUUUUACGUUGAUGCCCCAAUUCGGCUUUCUGAGGAGGCUCAAGAUGCUGCGGUAGCCGUACCAAGGGCAGCAAUGCGCAGUCAAUUGAUCAGCGGAUUUUGUGGACUUCUCGCUGUCGCAAUAUUUGCUUUCUGCAUUCCAAGUGUUAAAGAAGCCCUAAAUCAUCCAACUGGCUACUCACUGCUUUACAUUCUCCAGUUGUCCGUUCCAAACGGCGUUAUAAUAUGUGUUCUUCUGGCGUUCAUUGUUCUCUUGGGGGCAAGCAACAUUGGCUUUUCAGCCGCCACUGCAAGAAUCACCUAUGCUUUUGCAAGAGACCAAGGACUUCCGUUCUCUCAGUGGAUCAGCAAGGUUCACAAAGGACGGCUCACUCCAAUCAAUGCUGUGUUUUUGACGGCAGUAUUUAGUGCGUUAUUGUCACUGAUAAAUCUUGGGUCUCAGACUGCCUUCUACGGGAUCGUGGGGCUUGCUCAAGCCACUCAAGCCAUGUCAUACUUUCUAGCCAUCUCGAGCGUAUUGUACCGUCGCAUGAGAUCGCCACAGAGCAUGCCAAAAGCGCGAUGGGGCCUCGGACCUACUUGGGGUCCGGUCAACAACGUUCUUGCCUUUAUAUUCUCGAUAAACUGCUUCAUCUGCUCGUUUGCUCCGCCGAGUCUGCCAGUAUCUUCGACGAAUUUCAACGUGGCAGCCGCGCUUUUCGUAGGUGCGGUAAUUCUGAUGAUGAUAACGUAUUAUUUCAGAAAGAAAGAAUAUGUGGGACCAGUAGCACGUACAAGAGACACUCCAAGCUGGAACCUGAGUCAGCUAGGUACAGGUCAGAACGUUCAAUUCUUGACGAUACCGGAGGAGUUCUGA